Sebastes umbrosus (honeycomb rockfish) is the source of this 4077-nucleotide messenger RNA. RefSeq lists its product as uncharacterized. Bases 252 to 1358 code for a protein of 368 amino acids. Lineage: Eukaryota; Metazoa; Chordata; Actinopteri; Perciformes; Sebastidae. The transcript is spliced from 2 exons. The record is from RefSeq and is a predicted model, not a curated record.
CCUUCACGGUUCCGACUCAGCAGAGGACUGUGGGAUUAUAGUCUGGCUGAGCUGAGAGCUGAGAGAACAAGGCCGGCCGGAGAGGAGCUGCUGAGAGGAGCCGCUACAACUAGUAGCUGCUCUCAGCUCUCCGACACACAGAGGAGAGAGAUUGCUCGGAGAGUGUUUGGCGAGCAAAGGCUGGUCGCUGGCAGUUCACAAGUCCGUGUGAAAAAUGGCGACGUCUUCCAUCAAACCACUGAAAGUUUUAAAUGAGCUUCUCUGCGGCGUCUGGGAAUAGAAACAUGGCUGAUGCGGCGCGAGGUCCCGUGGUUGGCCGGCCAUUGGCAUUUGCCAAUGAAGAGCGGGCAGUUCACUCCUGGUCCCGGAUCUCGUCAGCGGGGCACAACGUCCUCCUGGAUGCUCUGAAGAUUCUCAGUCCGAUGUCCCGUGACCUCUCGAGCAGUGAGGAGCUGGUCACCUUCCUGCAGGAGCUGGGCGAGGAGGGCCACAAGCCAACCGUGCUGCGUAGCAAGGACGUGUAUGGCUACCGCUCCUGCACAAACCAACCCCUGACUGAAGACAUGCUGAAGCCACCCAACAGAAACGUCAGACCCACCGCCAAGAGGAGGGGAAGGAAGCCCCUGGCCAGGAAGAGAGAUGUGCACCCGUCCUGGAACUCCUCUGAGAAGAGCAACCCCAAGAUUCAAGGGGUCCGCCCUCCAGAGCUGCUGGUGGACCAUCGAGCCAUCAUCUGCAGCAGGACACCCAGUCGGACUGUAGAGAUGUCGCAGGCACUGCAAGUGCGGCCGUGCCUCAGACUGACCAACAUUGAGGGCCUUUCUGGCUUCCAUACGGCCAGACUCCAGAUCCACACUUCCUGGGACUCAUCUUCUGAGGCACCCUCUGUUGGCUUUUCACAGCAACAGCACCCUCUUAUGCUUUCAGGAAUACCUUUGCAGCCUUCUCAGAAUGGUGGUGGGGCGCCCACCACAGCAGUGGCCUUGUUCAGCCAGAAGAGCCUGUCCUGCCCCAUCCGAUUGGACGGUGCCCUCAUUGGAGAUUCUGCACCGGUCUUCUACGCAAAUGGACGGGCGUUCCCAGAGACUCACACAGAGCUGACCAGCAAUGGCUGGAGGAGCAAUGGCUUCCACCGAAAUGGUCGGGGCCCCAAAGAACUGAACAACACGACCCGGCAGAGAAACGGCUGGAAGGAAAAACACAGUCUUAGAUGGAAAGUGAUAAAGGUGGAUGACUCUCGCUCUGUGACUGAGGCCUGCAGAAAAGCGCAGAAGAUCCUACAGGUCAACCUGUCUCCAGUGAUUCAGAUCCAACCUCUCAACCAUGUGCUGAGAGACUUCAGAUAUCAGAAUAAGUGACAAUUCCCCUCAAAACCCACAACCAUUGUCUCCUUUAGCAGAUGUUAGUGUUUUACAUCCAUUAGCCUAUAUCUGGCUGAGCCCCAGUGUUCAUUGCAGACGUCUUACAUGUUUUUGUUGUGAUCUCUGCUGAGUGUUGGAGGUAGAGAAGUCAGUCUGUCUGUGAAAGUUCUGGUUCCUGACAGGGGCACUCGGGAUUGAAAGGCAUUUGAAGUUAGGUGAUGCUUUUCUCAGCAGGCUGGGAAAUGACUAUCGGCCGAAUGCUGGUACAUUUUCACGGUCUACUUUAGUUUACACUAUACAAUACUUCAACCAACCAUCAUUCUGCUUUGAGUUGACUGCCUGCUAGCCGAUGUUGCUGAUGUAUUUUAGGACGCAGCAUCCACUGUGACUGUUAGGUUAAAGGUGAAUUUUCUGCCCUUCAACAAGGCACUGGGUGCUCACAGUUGUUUGAAGAGUAUUUAUAACUCAUUUGAAGUAUAGCGUCGUUUUGUUGAAAAGCAUUUUUUUUACUUGUAGCGCUUACAAACAGUGCUGUCACUGCAGCGCCCCAUUUUCCACUGGAAAGAAGGAGAAAAUAAAGCUAGUGGUGGGACAGGACGAUCCCAUUGGACUCCCAGAUGAACUGGUGGAUGAGCAGGGCGGGUUUCCAACGCCUUCAGACGAGCAGACGUGGUGGUUGGUUGGUCCCAAAAAAACAAAUAAACUAAAAAAAGGAAAGAGAAAAAGUGUUUAGUUUGUCUUCCUUUUUUGUAUUUUUGUUGUGUUUCCACUGGAAAUCGGGAACGCUCUGGGAGCGAGUACAGCAGGGAAUCAAACCCGUGGCCCAUACAGAGAUACACUGAUACCUGGAUGAUUUGUUUCAACUACAGUCCUUCACUAAGUGUUCCUUUGGUUUAGUUUAUCCACACAUGGAAACAAAAAAGUUAUAGAGUAUUUUCAACUGUUGGGUGAUAUGAUGUCUUACUGAAACAAAACGCCGAUCAAUGAACUGCAGAAAAUGGCAGGUAUUGAAGAGGACUUGGGCCUUAUUAAACAUUUUCACUUCGGAGAUUCAUCUUUGAAUCUUAAUUCUGGGAAAACUGAGAAUUGUGAGAUAUAAGAAUUCAAUAUUUAAAGUUUUUCUCAUAAAACUUGAUCUCUGAAUUCAAUAUUUACAAAUUUCUGACUGUAAUUUCAGAGUUUAUUCUCUAUGGCUAUUUCCCUCAAAAUUCCUCCAUUCCAUGAUGUGGCCCUGGUCCACCUCCAUCGGUUUAAGGUGUUUUUCACCAGAUACAAAAACAACCCUAAUGCUGCUCAAGGUUUACCUUUGUCCAACACAUUUCUGUACUUCACAGGCAACCAACUGUCAUUUGGAGCCUUGAUAUAAGACAUUUGUUUGGCCAAUUCAAAAAAUCUUUGUGGUGACAUUUGUUAACUUGAGCUGCAGGACUGUUUAUUUUCCAACCAGUUAAAUUUUAAACUGCAUCAUCUGAAAGUUGAAUCUCCCAUCAGAACUAAUCUGUGCUCUGUUGAGUCAAUGGCGAGAAUUGCACUUUGAGAGUGUGACGGUGCUUCAUUGUUGCCUGUUUCCUGAACAUGAAAGUCAUUAAUAUUCGUAUUUCCUGCAUCACGUAGAAAAUGUGUGAAAUAAUCGAAAAAAAAUUGGUUUGGCUUUCUUUGAGCCCACGUUGGUUUUUGCUACAGGUGCUAACUUUGCAACGUUGGUGCUGAAUUAAAUGACUGGCACAAGAAUGUCGUCAUGUUCCUGUUUUUCUAGUUCAGAUUGGAGCAUUUAGAAGCGGUGACUUCCUGGGAGUUAUUCUCUGAUGGAUUGAUAGCACUGCUGCCCUUUGCAGGUUGGGAUGAGCAUGCCAAACUGCCUUGUGUGCUUUCCAAAGGGUUUCUAAUGUGAUGAGCCACCUGAAUCCAUUUUCAUGUCAUCAUCUGUGAGAAACUCCUGUGAAUUCCCCUAUAACAUUUGUUUGCGAUGUUUAGACAAAACCACAUUCCACGAGACAAAAGUUUAGUUUUUACCUCGGAAACGGUACUUAAACACAAAAUCCUAAAUCAUUGUCCACUUACUAGCUUUUUUCGGAGCUUUUACGGAUCUCAAGACCAUUAAAUGUGAAUGAAAGCUCUGGAAAAAGCCAGUAAGCAGAUCUUGAUUUAAAAUGUUUUUGUCAAACUACAUUUUAAUUCUUUCUCCAAAAAAAUAUCCAAAUAUCCAAAUAUUGACUACUUUAACCACCAGAUCUUAAAACGGUUAAAACAGAGCUCGGUAAAUGAGGACUGUUGUUUCAAAAACUACCAAAAAGAUGAAAAAAUUAAAUUGUAUUUCCUGUUUCAUGUUUAAAUGCUGUGUUAUGGGCCACUUGGUGGAAAGAACUAAUCAGAUGUAAAGUGGAAAUCUGUGCUUUCUACUUUGAAGUUCAUGCAUUAUUCUCAAAUUAGCAAUCCGUUCUUUAAACUGAGGCCACAUCAGUGUUUGGUGGUCGGCUUUACAGAUUUCCACGUCUGUUCUUGUGAAUUUUACGUUAUGGAAGAGUCUCGGUUUCCUUGCCCCCUCCUCCCCCCUUCUGCGAUCUGUCUGUACGCAGUCAUGUUCAUGCCCACUGACAGUUCCCUUUUCUAGAUCUUCUAUCUGUUAGUCUCGUUUGUGCCACACUUGUAUAAUAUUGUAUUUCCUACAUGAUCUUUGAAAACUCUUUUUGUUCAAUAAAACCGAUCUGAAAAGAAU